This is a messenger RNA of Drepanopeziza brunnea f. sp. 'multigermtubi' MB_m1, 933 nucleotides long. RefSeq lists its product as uncharacterized. NCBI's taxonomy places the organism in Eukaryota, Fungi, Ascomycota, Leotiomycetes, Helotiales, Drepanopezizaceae. The record is from RefSeq and is a predicted model, not a curated record.
AUGGCGAUUCACACCCAAGGAACGAUUGCUCUGGUGGUGACGGGCGUGUUUGCGGUUUUGGCUUUCAUUGCACUGGGACUACGUGUAUAUGUUAAGCUGGCCAUUACAAGGGUUUUUGGCUGGAACGAUGUCGGCAUGGGAGUCGCGUGGGUCGCGUACAUGGUCCUCGGAGGUCUGCUCCUCAUGGGUGUCACGGGUGGAAUCGGAGGUCACACGUCCCAAUCUAACGUGGAGGGAAUCACACAAGUGCUCAAGGCCAUCUGGUUCCUCGAGAUUGUCUACGUGAUCCUCACCUCCGUCAUGAAGGCCUCCAUCGCCGUGACCAUGAUGCGCUGGACCAGCAGCCGCGUCCUCAGAUUAUUGUUCUGGGGGUCCAUCGCCAUGGACUUCACUAUCUCCGCCGUCUUCGCCCUCUACGUUGUCUUCCAGUGCCAGCCCAUCUCCUACGCGUGGAACAUGCUCAACCCGAAGAUGAAGGGCAAGUGCUUGCCAUUCCAAGGCCAGCUUUACAUGGGUCUUGCGUUGUGCGCAGUCACGUUCACGCUGGACAUCCUGCUCAUGACUUCGCCAUGGGUCAUGAUGAAGGGCAAGGGCUUGAACAAGAUCCUGAAGAGAUACAUCUAUGGUAUCUUCAGCUUGGGUAUUGCCGCCACGAUCGCCAACAUCAUCCGUCUCUUCGCCCUUCUCAAGCUCCAGAAAUCCUCUGAUCAACUCUACGACGCCGCCCCCGUUUUCUCCUGGUCCGCAGUCGAAGUCAGCAUCGGUCUCAUCAUCGCCGGUUUGAUCGAGCUCGGCCCGCUCAUGGCCAGACUAGGUUUCCCCGGCUUCGACAUGUACUCGCGCUUCGCUACUCUCGGCGACGAAGACACCUUGAAGCUCCAGCAGAUGCCAAGCAUGGACAAGGGCAGCAUCACGGUCACGGGUCCUGCGUAG